Messenger RNA from Ornithorhynchus anatinus (platypus), 2701 nucleotides. RefSeq names its product IQCJ-SCHIP1 readthrough transcript protein. NCBI's taxonomy places the organism in Eukaryota, Metazoa, Chordata, Mammalia, Monotremata, Ornithorhynchidae. The record is from RefSeq and is a predicted model, not a curated record. Gene Ontology annotation, cellular component: plasma membrane; cell junction. Gene Ontology annotation, biological process: positive regulation of hippo signaling.
UCCAGAAACUUCAAAAUGCGUCUGGAAGAAAUGAAAAGACUGCAACAUACUUUAGAACAAGUUAACGAAGAGAAAUAUUUGCUUGAAAACCAUCAAUUGGCCAUGGAUGCAGAGAAUAAUAUUGAUAAACCUCGCCUUAAUCUCCAGACUUUGGAAUCAAAAGUGAAAAUCAUUCAGAGAGCCUGGAGGGAAUAUAUACAGCGCCAAGACGUGCCACUUCAAGAUCACAUGGAGAAGCGCAGCCCGUCUCCACCUUCCAUGUCCUCAGACAAAAUGAGCAGCUCCGUCAGCAUGAACACCGUUUCCGAUGGCAGCACUCCAGAUUACCGAGAGGAUGGGAUGGAUUUAGGCAGCGACGCCUGCAGCAGCAGCAGCAGCAGCAGCAGCAGCCGCAGCAGCAGCUCCAGCUCGCAAUCCAACUCCAACAAAGUCACCCCCUGCUCCGAGUGCAAAUCCUCCUCCUCCUCCCCCGGCAGCCUGGACUUGGUGGCUGCCCUGGAGGACUACGAGGAGGAGGAGGAGGAGGACUUCCAGGUCUACAAGAAGGAGGAAUGGGAGGACAGCCAGGAGGAGGAGGACGGGGGCUCCCCCGCCGCCGGUGAUGAUCGCCCCGCCGACCGGAGGAGUUUAGCUCGGGAGCUGGAGGAUGUGAAGCCCCCCGCGGGCGGCCCCGUCACCGUCAUGCCGCCCCCGCGCCCCCGCUAUGUGCGCGACCCCCCGGACGUCCAGCACAACGGCAACGCGGCGGGGAGGGCGGGCGUCCAGCACAGUCCUCCGCAGAGGCUGCCUUCCUCCUCCUCUUCCUCCUCCUCCUCCUCCUCUUCUCCCCCCUCGGGGCCCGGGAGCGGCCCGAAGGAGGAACCCCCGCUCCCCACUAUGGAUUGGGAAGCUUUGGAAAAGCACCUGGCGGGAUUACAGUUCCAGGAGCAGCAGCAGGGGAGGAACCAGAGCCGCUCCAAAAGUAACUCCACUUCAGCGCAGAAAAAUGAGAGAGAAUCUAUCAGGCAAAAGUUGGCCCUUGGAAGUUUCUUUGAUGAUGGCCCAGGAAUUUAUACCAGCUGUAGCAAAAGUGGAAAGCCCAGCCUUUCUUCUAGGCUACAAAGUGGGAUGAACCUACAGAUUUGUUUUGUGAACGACAGCGGCAGUGAUAAAGAUAGUGAUGCUGAUGACAGUAAGACUGAAACAAGUUUGGAUACCCCUUUGUCUCCCAUGAGCAAGCAAAGCUCUUCCUACUCUGAUAGAGAUACUACUGAAGAGGAAUCUGAAUCGCUAGAUGAUAUGGAUUUUCUCACUAGGCAAAAGAAACUGCAAGCUGAAGCCAAAAUGGCCCUUGCAAUGGCAAAACCAAUGGCCAAAAUGCAAGUAGAAGUGGAGAAACAGAACAGGAAAAAAUCUCCAGUAGCUGAUCUUCUGCCACACAUGCCUCAUAUAAGCGAAUGCCUGAUGAAAAGAAGCCUAAAGCCUGCUGACUUGAGAGACAUGACUAUUGGGCAGUUACAAGUGAUAGUCAAUGAUCUCCACUCCCAAAUAGAGAGCUUAAAUGAAGAGUUGGUACAACUCCUUCUCAUUAGGGAUGAAUUGCACACAGAACAAGAUGCCAUGCUGGUUGACAUAGAAGACUUGACUAGGCAUGCUGAGAGCCAGCAGAAGCACAUGGCAGAGAAAAUGCCAGCAAAAUAAAGCAAGAAGCCAUCAGACAAGAUAACAAGCUAGAAUUUAUUUUGCUUCUGUGGUUGUAAAAAUCUUGAUGCUAAAGGUGGCGCACAAGGAAAAAAACAUCAGUGUUAGUCAUUGAUAAUGUCUGAAGCUUUACGUCCAGUGAUUGGCCUUUGCUUCUUAAUUUAUUUUAAUUUUUUUACUUGUGCCACUAAAUAUCAGGCAUUUUAACAAAAUAUUACAAAAAUGUACAGUACUUAUAACAUUCAAACCAUGGUAAAUAAGAGCGGGUAGUUUAACUUUAUUUUUAUUUGUUUAGAGAUUUUAAGUUGGAACAGUAUUUUACCAUUGACUACUUUUAUUCGUCACUGUAGUUUUAAAAAAGAAACUGUAAUUGACGGUGCUAUAAAGUAAAAACAAAUACAUGCCUGCCUCGUAGUGAAGUUGUAGCUUUCAGUAAUAAGUAUAUUAUAAUCAGUUUUCAACAUUUUGUGAAUGUUGACUACCUGACAUUCAUUUUUAGAUGUGCUAUUAACAUUCAGUUGGAUUCAGAGAGUUACCUUGAAAGUUUUAUGUAUAAAUAUGUAAAAUAAAAAUUAAAAGUUUGUUUCAUAUGAUCUAUCUUUGUUCAGUAAUAGAAGACUGAGGUUACAAUGAAGAAAUUUUCCUUUUUAUCGAAACUAAAGUUUCCAUCAUAUUUUUAGUCAGCACAUUGUGGUAAGUUACCUAAAUAUUUGGAUAGAUGAAUCAAGAUCCUGAAACAAAGCUUUUUUAUUAGUACUGUAAACAUCAAGAACUUUUAAAGUACAUUUGAGUAAGAAGUGUAUGUAAAGCUAUGCACAUGAGAUAUAUAUACUAUGUAUGUAUAUAUAUAUUUCUCACAAAUAGCUUCUAUUUUACUAUGUGAGUUUUUAUGCCAAGGCGCCUAGGUUCAUUCAGGCGUAUUGACAAUUACUAUUUGAUUUACACUCACUUUGAUUUGUAAAACCAUUUGGACACUAACACAAGGUAAACUGUUGAAUAUAUAAAUACAAUUUGAAACGUC